Chelmon rostratus (copperband butterflyfish) is the source of this 2046-nucleotide messenger RNA. RefSeq names its product elongin A, like (gene eloal). The coding region runs from base 1 to 2046 and encodes 681 amino acids. The transcript has 11 exons. The record is from RefSeq and is a predicted model, not a curated record. Gene Ontology annotation, biological process: transcription elongation by RNA polymerase II. NCBI's taxonomy places the organism in Eukaryota, Metazoa, Chordata, Actinopteri, Chaetodontiformes, Chaetodontidae. Gene Ontology annotation, cellular component: elongin complex; nucleus.
AUGGCCAGCAGCUCUGAUGUGGUGAAGAAGGUCAUGCGCUUCAAACUUCAGCUCACAGACACAGCAGAGUCUGCCACGGUCCUAAAAAUUUUGCAGAAACUCAAGGAUCUUGAUAUCACGUUAGACAUUCUUGCUGAAACUGGAAUUGGCAAAACAGUUAACUCGCUUCGCAGACAUAAACAGGCUGGAGAAUUUGCCAGGUCGCUAGUCAGAAGUUGGAAACAGCUGGUGCCUAAGGAAUCCACAAGCCACACAGAAGACGGGGACGCGUCAGAGUGUUUGCCUGUCAAAGACAAACUGGAAGACCAGAAGUGUCCAAAUAACAGAAGUUUGACAGUGCAUGAUUUAAACAAUAAUUGCUUAACAUCUCAAACCAAGAGUCAGAACUCUUCAGAUGAGGCCCUCUUCAAAACAGGGGAUAGGAAAGCUGAUUCAGAGAAACAAUGUGAAGGACAGAUGAGACAUAAAGACCAGAAUGAAAAUCAAGAAAAACAUCAAAAAGAAAACCAGAAUCUCUCUCAGAAUGAUGUCUUGAAAAAGAAAAUUGAAAUCCAACAGGAUGAAAUUGACAAUUCAGUUGUUUCUGAGGAGAAGAAAAAUGAUCAGAGUAACAGAAAAUCAGGAGAGGGCGGUACUUUGUUUGGAAACAGAAACGUAAAGGACACUCUUGAGAAAUUCAGGUGUGAUUCCAGAGAAAAAAUGAAAAGCAACUCUGACAGUGGAAGAUUUGGGUCAGAAAAACAGUCAAAUAAGAAAUCAAAGGCAUUAAAAGAAUCAGCAAAGGAAGGCAAAGAAUCUUUUUCAUUUGAGUCCAGGGACAAAUGCUCAAAAACCUUAAAACUGGCCAAUGUCAAAGAUGAUAGAUCUUCAGGGCUAUUGAGGAGCUCAGAGGCCCAAAACCGAAAACGGGAAAAAACAAGUAAAGAGGAGCACAGCACUUUGAAAUACAAAGACGAGUCUGAAAAUGAGGGACAUCCAAAACACACAAACAAAAAGGCCAAAAGAAAGCAUGAAGACAAGGAAAGUGACGGUGACCCAGAGGAGCCCUCCAUGUCUUUUGAAUCAUACUUGAACUAUGAUGUAGAUGUUUUCAAGAGGAAAGAAAGAUCUGGAGUGAAGAAGCCUCCCAAAAAAAUCAAGACUUCAGUGAAAGAUCCAGACAUGAAAGCUUGCAAGUCACCUGCGAUGUCUAAUAAUGUUACCUCUGCAAAACAGCAGUUUAAGGAGUCUGUAAUGGACCUGUUGAAUAUUCCUUUACCCGCUGUUCUGCCCGUGUGUGAAAAGGCUUCCAGUGUUGAGUACUUUGAGAGGAAAGUUGAGAAGGAGUCCGAUUUUUGUGACAUCUCCGAGGAGUCGGCAGUCUUCACCGGUCAGCGACUUAACAAGAAAAUGCAAGUGUACUCUGGUGCCAAGACCAUCUUCCUCCCAACCAUGAUGAGCUUGCACCAACAGUGUAUCCGCACACUCCAGAAUAACAUUAACUUGCUUUAUGAAACUGGCGGAGUCCCGUUUGAAAUCCUCGAGCCGGUGCUGGAGAGGUGUACGUCGGAGCAGCUGCUACGCAUUGAAGAAUGCAACCCAAUCUACAUUGGAGUGACGGACCACUUGUGGGGCAAACAUUGCCAGAGGGACUUCAAAGACUCCAAACUUCAGGAGUAUGAAUCAUGGAAAGAGAUGUACAUCAGGCUGUCAAAGGAGAGGGAAAUGAAACUCCAAAGACUGACAAAAAGCAUUGUCACAGCACAUUCUAACAAGCCCAAAGGUCGGCAGGUGAAGAUGGCAUUUAUUCACACUGUUGCCAAGCCACCGAGAGAUGUGCGAAUUCAGCAGGAGAUUCAUGGAACUGCUGUUCAGCAGCCUCCUCAGCUCAGGUGCAGCGUCAAGGUUCAGGACAACAGCUCGAGGCCGGGUUGUAGUGAGCCCAGCAGGUCCGGCAGCACCAGUUCAGGAGCAGGCAUUAGUCAAGACCCUCGCAAAAAAACAAGAGUUGCUCCAAUGAUGGCAAAGUCCCUAAAGGCAUUUAAGAAACAGCUGGGACGCAGAUAA